Messenger RNA from Trypanosoma cruzi, 1281 nucleotides. Its product is annotated as mucin-associated surface protein (MASP), putative. The transcript has a single exon. Lineage: Eukaryota; Euglenozoa; Kinetoplastea; Trypanosomatida; Trypanosomatidae. The record is from RefSeq and is a predicted model, not a curated record. The coding region runs from base 1 to 1281 and encodes 426 amino acids.
AUGGCGAUGAUGAUGACUGGCCGUGUGCUGCUGGUGUGUGCCCUCUGCGUGGUGUGGUGCGGUACUUCUGGCGGUAGAUGUGACGAGGAGAAGGAGACAACUCCUGCCAAUUUAUCCGGUGCUCCUUCGAGUGGUGAGAGUCCCCCGACAGAAUCAAAAGCUUUAUCCCCAGCAUCGGGCUCCCCAAGUUUAAUAUCAAAACCAAAAGAGGAUGAAAAAUCAAAACACCUACCUGCAAAAGAAUCUUCGGAAGCAAAAGAAGGAAGCUCUUCUGAAGGAAAUGUUGUUAAUGGAGAUGAAGCACUUCAAGAAGAACCUUCAGGAAAUCUUUCGGAAUCUGAAGAAGAAGAAGGCCUGCCGAAAGAACAAAAGGAAGAAAAGAAGACGCACGUAAUACAAGAUGGAGAACAGAACAGAAAUCAACCAACAUCGCAUGAACCAUCACCACAUCAACCACCAUCUGCUGAAAGUCAUGCUGGUUCUACUAGUGCAUCUGUUGGUGGUGUUAAGGAUUCUUUGGAUUCCCCUUUACCUGGAGUUAUUUCUUCACCCCACGGUGAUGGUGACAGGGGGACCACAGGCAGUACUCUAUCCAAUCCGCAGAGUACAUCCCCUAAAGAGGUUUUGUCAACUGAAGAAACAGGGGCUCAACGUCACUCAUUAUCCAAUGAAAAGGCAGCAAAAGGUGAUAUUGUUGGCAGUAUCGCUACGCCGGGAAGCGAAGGUCCAUCCUUUUUGGAAGAACAAAAGACAAAAGACUUGGAAUCAGAGACUCACCAAACAGCAGGAUCAUCAGAGGAUCUGAAUACAGAAUCACAAGGCAGUGCAAAGGCCCAACUGGAAUUAGUAAACGUAAUAAAGCCGGAGCCCCAGACUUCACAUGGAAUAAAAACACCAGAAACAGAGGGGAAUGACAGCCACAACACCGAUAUAUCUAAGAAUUUGCCUGAUGCGCAAGAAACAGAACAUGUCCAAGAAAAAAAUAACGAAAAUCCAGCAUCCAGCCCAGUUAAAGCGCAGAGGACAUCCACUGCCACUCACGAAGAAGCACCGGCUUCGCAUCCAAAUGGAAUUCCUUCUCCACUUCAAAAGGAAACAUUCACUGGGAUGAAGACAACUGAGGAUGUCCAACCUCCGGAAGCCGCAGCAACAAAUAAACCACAAACUGGCGAUAAGUCGAAGGAUGUCAACAGUGACGGCGGCACCGCUGUCUCCCACACCACUUCCCCUCUUUUGCUUCUUCUUGUUGCGGCCGCUGCUGCUGCGGUGGUGGCCGCGUGA